UGGGAAAGUGGAAAGCGUGGAAGAAAGUAUUGCUCAGAGGAAAAUUUUAUCUGGAGCUCGCCUCGGUCGACCUUUCAUGACACCCAAAUGAAAACUCCUGUAGAGAAGGGGAAUUCAGACAAGCUCAGGCAUGCGGGAGGAAAUGGGUGUCGUCUGGCUCCCUUUCAUGAUGGGGAAGGACACACUGGGGCGGGGCUGUCUGGCCUGCUCCCCAUAAAUUCCAGCUCUGGCUGCUGAACGAGUCCAUUACCUGUGUUCAAUCACUCAUGCUUUCUCCCCCUCACAGUCCUCUCAGAUUCACUCAGUGCGAGCAGCAGCAGCAGCAGCAGCAGCAGCAGAGCAGAGCAAUCCAGUGACUCCUCGUCCUCCUCCUCCUUCCGAACGAGCGCAGCGGCGCAGUCUCCCAGCCCCACGAUCGCCUUGUCAUAGCCAUCUCCGUCGUUCCACUCUUCUCGGAGCUCAGAAUUGUGCGCAUUGCAGCUCACCAGCUGAAUCCUGCAGCCACCACAGCCACCACCGUCUCGUCCAGCACCACACAGUGCACCCAUCUCCAUCUCCAUCCGCCGUGCACCACUGCAAUUCCUUCGCCACCGAGCCAGUCACUCUGUUCCUACUACGUCUGUCAGCUCCCGUCCCGUCCGUCCAGUUACGUUCAGGCUUUCGGUAGUCCCGGUCACUGGCCUUUAGCCGCUUGACUGAGCUACCGAGUUUAGUCCAGGUGCGUCGUGGGAAGUAAAGUCGCAGUCUGUCAGUGGCCCUCAGUUCCCGGGGGCUACGUCGUCCAUCGGACAGCGGGGUAGCGCUAAGCGCUCUGCAGUCCAGUCAGUCGGGGGCUUGCGGGCUACCGUAGUAGUCGUCAGGGGGGCAGGGGCAGGGGAGGGUACGGGGUCUUUAGUCUUUUUGCUCGGGGGCGUGGCGUCGGGGCUUUCAGGCCGUUUUCGACAAAUCCCUCGCAUUCUCUUUUUUAGAGCACCGAUUGGCAUUUGCAUUUGGGUCCGGGGGCGCACGGGGGGCGAGACAGACAAAGGAGACAUUCCGUGGGCGAGAUUGAUUGCGAUUCUCGAGCAAUUCUCAAGACGCGCUGCGAUUUGGGUGAUUCUGGCACCGGCUGGCUGCUCGCACUUUUUGAAUACUUGAGAAUUUGUGCUUAAACCUUGGUUGGGUUUUUGGACGUGGGGUGAAAAUGUGUGGAAUAUUGGCUGUUCUCGGUUGCCAUGACACGAGUCUGUCGAAGAGAGCUCGCAUUCUCGAGCUUUCGUGCAGGCUCAGGCACCGUGGACCCGACUGGAGUGGUCUUUUCCAGUACAGGGACUCGUUCCUGGCCCAUGAACGUUUGGCUAUCAUAGAUCCCGCUUCCGGAGAUCAGCCACUCUACAACGAGUCCAAGAGCAUCGUGGUCGCUGUAAAUGGAGAAAUUUACAAUCACGAGAUUCUGAAGAAGAACAUGAAAAGGCCACACCAAUACCACACCCAAAGUGACUGCGAAGUUAUCGCACAUCUGUACGAAGAGAUGGGCGAGGAAUGUGUCCAGCUGUUGGACGGAAUGUUCUCCUUUGUCUUGCUUGACACCCGUGACAACAGCUACAUUGCUGCCCGAGAUCCCAUUGGGAUUACACCUCUGUACAUUGGUUGGGGUCUUGAUGGUAAAUCUUCGAGUAGUGAUAAUGUAGAUGAAAAUGAGUCCGUGCAUUCGGGCACUUUUGAGGGUUCGACAGACUAUGUUGAUGAAAAUGAUGCAUCUAAGUCCUGGUCGGUAAAGAGAACAGCAGGUUCAGUAUGGUUCUCUUCAGAAAUGAAGGCCCUCGUCGAUGACUGUGAAACAUUCCAUAUUUUUCCUCCUGGUCACAUCUACUCAAGCAAGACAGGAGAGUUGAGAAGAUAUUACAAUCCAGCUUGGUGGUCGGGAAGCAUCCCAUCUGCUCCUUAUGAUCCUAUGGCCCUUCGCCACAAGUUUGAAGAGGCUGUAGUGAAGCGUCUCAUGACCGACGUUCCAUUUGGAGUUCUGCUGUCGGGUGGUUUGGACUCGUCGUUGGUCGCUGCUGUUGCUUCGCGGCACCUCGCAGGAACGAAAGCUGCCAAGCAGUGGGGCCCUCAGUUGCAUACUUUCUGUGUUGGGUUGGAGGGUUCUCCCGAUUUGAAAGCAGGGAGAGAAGUUGCCAAUUAUCUUGGAACGCUACACCAUGAGUUUACCUACACUGUACAGGAAGGUCUGGAUGCACUUGCGGAAGUUAUAUACCACAUUGAGAGUUAUGACGUUACAACGAUCAGAGCCAGCACGCCCAUGUUCCUCAUGGCACGCAAAAUCAAGGCGUUGGGGGUGAAGAUGGUGUUGUCAGGAGAGGGAUCGGAUGAGAUCUUCGGCGGUUAUCUAUACUUCCACAAAGCUCCCAACAAAGAGGAAUUUCAUUUGGAAACAUGUAGAAAGAUUAAGGCUUUGCACAUGUACGAUUGCUUAAGAGCUAACAAGGCCACUUCCGCAUGGGGCUUGGAGGCACGUGUGCCCUUCUUGGACAAGGCCUUCAUAGAUUUGGCCAUGUCAAUUGAUCCUGCCGAAAAGAUGAUUCGCAAAAGUGAGGGACGGCUGGAGAAGUAUAUCCUUCGUAAAGCUUUUGACGAUGAAGAAAAUCCUUACCUACCCAAGCACAUCCUUUACCGACAAAAAGAACAAUUCAGUGAUGGAGUUGGAUACAGCUGGAUUGACGGUUUGAAGGAUCAUGCAGCUUGUCAUGUCACAGAUCAGAUGAUGAAGAAGGCCCAAUACAUCUUCCCUUUCAACACUCCUCCAACGAAGGAAGCUUACUUUUACCGCAUGCUUUUCGAGAAGCGUUUCCCACAGCAAUGUGCAAGAGAGACUGUUCCUGGUGGCCCUACUGUGGCCUGCAGCACUGCAGCUGCCAUCGCUUGGGACGAAGCGUGGUCCAAGAAUCUGGAUCCUUCAGGUCGGGCAGCUUUGGGCUGCCACGAUGCAGCGUACGAUGAGAACGAGACUAAGCCAGCAGCAGCUCCAGUCGUCGAGAACGGUACCAAGAUGCAUCGGCUAGCAAACAGUAUACCUCGAGUUCCAGUUACAGUGUAAAUGUGUCAAGAGCUACAUCAGUUCUCCAAGUUGUAGAAUUUUUUGUUUGGUGACGACGUCCGAGGAAGAGGUAGUAAAAUGUAUAUUCGCUGGGAAACUAGCAUACACGCAAGUCCCCAGUGUUGGUUAUUGCUCGACAGCCUUGUCCAUUGUCGUAGGCAGUAUUCUUAUGAAAUGCCUUCGGUGGAAUGAAGGCCACCAUGGACUGUCAAUAAGGUAGACGACCUUGCUGAGAGCUGGCUGAGUCAGCUUGUGGCCUGUGGGGCCAGUUAUGGCGCUCUGUGUUUGAGCAGAUUUGCAGAGAAGAAGGAUUGUGCAAGAGUAGCAGAUAUUGUUUUCUUAUUGUGUUACAUUUGUAUUGAUUAGAAUGUCUGUCGACUUUCAGUCGCAACAGUGUUAAUUUCUCUUAUAUGCCUCAAUAUACGGAAAAGUGAUCCCACAGUUCUUUGUUCACA
Molecule: messenger RNA, 3531 nt
Organism: Marchantia polymorpha subsp. ruderalis
Lineage: Eukaryota; Viridiplantae; Streptophyta; Marchantiopsida; Marchantiales; Marchantiaceae
Source: the annotation of a GenBank genome assembly